Molecule: messenger RNA, 756 nt
Organism: Parascedosporium putredinis
Lineage: Eukaryota; Fungi; Ascomycota; Sordariomycetes; Microascales; Microascaceae
Source: the annotation of a GenBank genome assembly
AUGAAGGUCGUUACCAAGGAAGAAGAGGCCGCCCACUACAAGCAGGUGCUCACCGGCGGCGCCGUCGGUGGUGUUGUCGGCCUUGGAAUCGGCGCGGCCGCCUUGUCUCUAGGCACCCGCCGAUACCAUACCGUUCGCAGUCUCACUCUCCCCUUCAAGGCGUUCCUCCUGAGCUCUUCGGCCACUUUUGGCCUCAUCGUCAAUGCAGAGAGGUACAGCAUCGCCUUCCAAAAGGCCAAGGAUCCCAUGUAUGGCUACAAGAGCAAGUCGGCGCGCACCCUUGAGGAGGCCAUGGCCAAUCGCUCGACCUACGACAAGUUCAUGAGCUGGGGCCGCGAAAACCGCUAUACUAUCGUCUUCAGCUCGUGGCUGGCCUCCAUGGGCGUUGCCCUCGCCAUCGUCAACCGCUCCAAGUACAUGACUGCGGCCCAGAAGCUAGUACAGGCCCGUGUUUAUGCCCAAGGUCUCACCGUUGCCGUGCUCGUCAUCACUGCGGCCUUUGAGAUGAACGACGCCAAGACCGGUGCCGGCAGGUGGCAGACCGUUCUUAUUGUCGACCCUAACGAUCCCGAGCACAAAAGCUCAUCGAGAAGAAGGUUCACAAGGAGGAAUACGAGGGCCAAGACCGCUGGAAGGCCGCUGACAAUCCUUCCUUAUAUAGACAUGGUUGCUGCUGAAGAGCGAAGGAUAGCCGAGCGAAAGAAGCAGGGUGAGGCUUCGGCUGCCCCCGCUGCCACCAAGACGGAGGCCCUCUAA